Trametes versicolor FP-101664 SS1 is the source of this 306-nucleotide messenger RNA. RefSeq lists its product as uncharacterized. The record is from RefSeq and is a predicted model, not a curated record. Bases 1 to 306 code for a protein of 101 amino acids. NCBI's taxonomy places the organism in Eukaryota, Fungi, Basidiomycota, Agaricomycetes, Polyporales, Polyporaceae. The transcript is spliced from 4 exons.
AUGUCUACCCCAGGUACCAACACCACGGCACCGGAUGCCAGCACACCGCCUAACCAGCCCCCCAUCGAACCGCCUCCCGCUCCAGUCACCACACCGUCACCGAUGCCGAACCCCGUCGCAUCGACACUCACUCCCUCGCAGUCGAACAAGCUAUUCGAUCAUCGCGCCGGGCUCGUCUCGUCGAUUUUCUCCUCGAGUACCUCAGCUCUUGCCACCAUCCGUGCGCGCGAGACUGAGGCACUGACCGUGCUCUUGACUAGACACGACACCGCGCAAAAGGUUAUGAGCCCUGCGCUCUCAGCUUAA